Messenger RNA from Plenodomus lingam JN3, 1809 nucleotides. RefSeq lists its product as uncharacterized. Gene Ontology annotation, molecular function: zinc ion binding; DNA-binding transcription factor activity, RNA polymerase II-specific. Lineage: Eukaryota; Fungi; Ascomycota; Dothideomycetes; Pleosporales; Leptosphaeriaceae. The record is from RefSeq and is a predicted model, not a curated record. Gene Ontology annotation, biological process: regulation of DNA-templated transcription.
AUGGCGGACCCCAAUCUACAGUCGCGACAACAGGCUGUCGCCUAUCCCUCGCCGCAUUCCUACCCGUCGCCCUCGAUGCAGUCGACCUACACCUACCCUCCUCCCCAGGGCCAGCAGAGUAAUGAGCCCUAUCGCGACUCUCCACAGGGCGCCAAUAUGUCGCUGCCUCCGCUCAAUCUGCCGCCCAUACGCCUGCAAGACGGCCAGCAGCCGCCAUCGCAACAACAACAACAACAGCAGCAGCAGCAGCCCCAACAGACCAUGGGCUCCCCGCUGCCCCCGCCGCAGCACGCAAUGCCGCCGCAGUAUUAUCCUCACCCAGGCCAUGCGCCGCCCGGUCAGCAAAUGGGCAUGGCCAACAUGGGCCCCGCGCAGUUCAAUGCGAUGCGAUACCAGCUGCCGCCGCAGGGCGACACGCGUGUCUUGUCCGGCGGUCGCCACAAGAAAGAGAUCAAGCGUCGCACAAAGACUGGCUGCUUGACUUGUCGGAAGAGACGUAUAAAGUGCGACGAAGCACAUCCCAUGUGCCGGAACUGCCAAAAGAGUAAGCGCGAGUGUCUUGGCUACGAUCCCAUCUUCAAGUCGCAGUCUGGCCCUCCCCAAAUUCAACCCGCUCCCAAUUCCGUGCCUCCACUUCACUCUGCAAACGCACCGUCUGCACCCCCUUCACAAGCUCAGUCCAGCUACAGCCAAAGCCCCGUCCCCCAGGGUUACGCUCCAGCCUCGUCCGCGCCGGCUGGAUACGCGCCAGCUGCAUCGACCACGGGCGGUCACCAGCAAGAAAAUUUCAACGCCAUUGACCCUGCGCUUGCGCAGUCGAGCCAAAAUAUGCAUUCGAGUGCUCCCUCCUACAAUGGCGUGCAUGCUCUGGACCCCGCCAUGAGAGGCCCGCCUGCCGCCCACCCAUACGGACCCCCUCCAAUACCAGAGCCCAUCAAAGCAAAACGUCUCCACAUUGGUGAUAUAUUUGGCAUCUGUAACCACAGCCCACCAGAGGUCCCUCAGCGGACUUCUCCUGUGCCAGCUGCUUUUGACGAGGAUUUUACAAACAUAUUUGUCAACGACUACUGCCAAGGCUUAGAUUUCAUGCUCCAAACAACGUGGUUCUCGGCCAAUAACAACGCGCUGAACAGAGUUUUUGCUGACAGAAGUCUGCAUGAAGAGGCUGCCUACUUUACCGAGACAAUCAAGUACAAGGCCUCGAGCACCGACAUGACAGGGGUCUUUAGUCAGGAAGCCCGUCUCAUCUGGCAUCUUCUGGGUACCUGCAAGCAUACCUCUCCGAGCACAAAUGGCGCCAAUGGCUCGACAGCGGCCUUCCCCGAGGACGACGUCGCCCUGAAAGAGGUGCGCGCGCGUUUUGACAUUCUAGAAGCGCUCCUAACGAAUCAAAAUCUCGAGUCGAAUCCAAUGCGGCAGAUACAAUAUGCUGGCGAACUAUCCGAGCCAAAGAGAGCGGAGAUUGAGUUUUGGCAGGCAUUGGGUGACUUUGCUCAGUACUCUGAUUCAGACUCGGCGCCGCCCGGCGCCGCCGACCACGCUCUUGCGGCUAUGCGAAACGUGUUGCACAUGCAGGAAGUGCGCGACGCCAUUUACUCUAUUGCGAUUGCACGACAUUACGGUAGUCGCAUUGGCGGCUUCCCUAAUGCACUCCCUGCUCCAGUCAAUCAGCCUACGGAUAGUGAGCUGAACAAGCUCCUCGUUGCCAUGUCCUUCAUCAGCCAUGAGAGCAGAUCAGCAACACAGCAGGUCCUUGCCCGCAUCUGUGACAUGGCUAUGCUCUCUUGGACCGUCUCGCGGUCACCUUAG